Molecule: messenger RNA, 834 nt
Organism: Alternaria arborescens
Lineage: Eukaryota; Fungi; Ascomycota; Dothideomycetes; Pleosporales; Pleosporaceae
Exons: 2
Coding region: 1-834 (277 amino acids)
Source: RefSeq, a predicted model, not a curated record
AUGCUAGGCACCCGACUCAUACUCCAAGUGCUGAUGCAUCUCUCCAUUAACCCUGCCUUUGCCUCUACCAGACGAGACUUCAUCAUGGCUUGGCCUGAUGAGGAGCUGGUCAAGGUUGUUAAGGCUGUGCUCACGACAGGCGCCUUUAGGUCGCACCUCGACCCUGUGGCAACGGGGCUACUGGAAGAGAUUGCGAUCACUCGAGGAGACGGCUUAUUGGCAUGGACAAGACGCGAAGCUAGCAGUACUGAGGCAAGUAAGGCUCUGCUCGACGAGGACCGGCUACAAGGCACUGGUACCAGCUUGGCAGAAGACAAAGAAGACGCCCAACAUCUCUCAGGCAUUCCGGAUCUAGAUCUUAUUGACAGCGACGAGGAACUCGACGAGGAAGACGACAGCGAGGACAACGAGAUGCGGCGACGCCGAAAGACUGUCAGGAUUCCUAACAUUGAUGUGGUUUUUUGCGUACCCGGUAACAACGGCACGGAGUAUAAGCGCCUGAGUCAGUUAUCAAGCUCAUCCGUGGAAAAGAUUGUUAGACAUUUCAAUCAUUACUUCUUACGGGGCAGUAUCGAGAGAGCGUAUUAUAAGAGGAUCAUCGAAGACAAGGACACAAGUCGUGGAUGUUUACGAGGUAAUCUAGACGAAGAAAGAAAUCCGUUUAUGCAUCCGACGAGAGCUUGCGAUGGAUGCAUUGGCACAUGUCUGUGUGCUAGGCUCGAAACAUUGGCGGAUGGUGAGGUCAGGCUAGCCAUAUAUCCCUUACCGGAGAUAGAUGCCGGUUUUGCGCCUUGGAACUCUGCAGACUUCUGGAUGGAGGACUAUGCGCAGUAA